Acanthamoeba castellanii str. Neff is the source of this 819-nucleotide messenger RNA. Its product is annotated as LIM domain containing protein. Bases 1 to 819 code for a protein of 272 amino acids. NCBI's taxonomy places the organism in Eukaryota, Discosea, Longamoebia, Acanthamoebidae. Gene Ontology annotation, molecular function: transcription coregulator activity. The transcript is spliced from 2 exons. The record is from RefSeq and is a predicted model, not a curated record. Gene Ontology annotation, cellular component: nucleus; Z disc.
AUGCCUGCGCAGGCUGCGUCGGCGCCUCCUCCUCCGCGUCCGGUCAACGCCGCCGGCACUGGCUCGCUCCGGCCCGCCGCGGCCACCGCGCCCCCAACCACGUCGCCCUACGGCGGCGGUGGCAACGUGAGCGACAUGGCUUCGCGCUUUCAACGCUCCCACACGGCGACGACGCCCGCGACUAGUGGUAGUCUCGGGGCACCGCCAGCCACGUCGGCACUGGCGCCCCCUCGACCGGCCUUCAGCGGCGGCGGUUCGGGACCGGCGCGAUAUCAGGCAGCCGCUCCCAGCGCCAGCACGACCGGCCUCCCGACCAGACCCACCGCGCCCUCCGGCCCUCCGGCGGGCAGCCGAGCCACUCUCGCGCCAAGUUCAUCGAAGCCCAAACCGCUCCCGCCCACGCCCGGCACGCAGGUGCAGCAAGCCGGGUUGAACACUGGCGCUCGGUUCUGCUCGGGCUGCGGCAAGCCGUUCGGCAACGGGGAGCAGGUGGUGGGCGCGCUCAACGGUUCGUGGCACGAGAACUGCUUCACGUGCGAGCGCUGCCGCCAGCCGUUCAAGGCGAUGAAGUUCGUGCUGAAGGACGGCAAGCCCUACCACUCAGCCUGCGUCAAGGAGGCCUUCGGCCGCAAGUGCUACCUGUGCGCGCAGCUGCUGGAGGGCCAGUGCGUCAAGGUCGAGAACAACGUGGCCCACGCGCGGUGCUUCGUGUGCGCCGACUGCCGAGCGCCGCUCACCAGCGGCUACCUGUUGGUCGGACCCACCCGUCGGGCCUGCUGCCACCAGUGCGGCCAGGCCGGCAGCAGGGGCAGAGGCUGA